Messenger RNA from Amphimedon queenslandica, 1038 nucleotides. RefSeq lists its product as uncharacterized. Lineage: Eukaryota; Metazoa; Porifera; Demospongiae; Haplosclerida; Niphatidae. The coding region runs from base 15 to 821 and encodes 268 amino acids. The record is from RefSeq and is a predicted model, not a curated record. The transcript has 3 exons.
GUCCUUCAAAUGACAUGCAUCCUCCAAGAGGUCCACUCACAGCUUGUACUAAAUUAAAGAAAUAUUGCAAAAAUCUCUAUUCACUUCCAAUCUGUCAACUCAGUAUAAAAAUGGCUGCUACUCUAUUCUUUUUCCUCAGGGCUUCCACUCUCCUCCUAUUCUUAAGUAUCACCAUUGGCAAUAAGUGUGUGGUGACUGCAGCUCCUACUCAACAACAAAACAAGCAACUCACAGAAGGAGUUUGUAGUAUGAAAUUCAUUUUGAAAAAUAGAUAUUUACGUAGUCUGAAAGACGACAGCAAUCUACUCACGAUAUUUCUUGAGAUGCACAAGAUGGCAAAAGGGAUGCUAGAAGAAGACAAGAAGUUAGAGGAGCUUGAGAUGAAUGGUCAAAACAGCUCUGACAUAUUGGCCAGCAGACUAAUGAUAGAACAUGUCAUGAAGGACUAUUGCUAUUGGGUCAACAGUGCCUUGAAUGAGGACAUCAACUGCUCAAACCAUGCGAGCGUUCUCUCUUUUGUUAUACAAAUAUCCCUACUGGAGAAACUAGAAAACACUUGCAACAUAAUAAAAAAUUACACACUUGGACGACAGGACGGACACGUUAGCAUUAAACAGUGCGCUUGGAUAUUCUGUAACUUGAGUCCAAAAUGUAACCCGCUCCAAACCAAUCAGGAAUUAUUUGACUCACUCAAAAACUUUGCUCCACAGCCAUGUCCAUUCUAUUGGGAUUUUCAUACCUGCUCAACUUGUCCGACAUACAGUCUCCUACCUUCAAUAACACCUUCUUACUCUUCUCCUCCGGCUACCUCUUCUCAUUAAAAAGGAAUCCUCAAUCACGUAUACUGGCAUAUAAGGACACAUCAUUGAAAUGCUCUUAUUUAUUAAUAAUUCUGUUUUACUUCCUCCACACAAAGUCAUGAAAUAAAAAUAUACCACAUAUAUAUAUAUAUAUGAUAGAAUCUCUUACAAUUAUGAUAUAUAUUGUGAUUAUUAAUAGUUUUAUCUCCUUUUCUCUUCACUAUCUAUUACACACUGA